AUGAAAUCGACAGCUCUCUUGACAAGGAAGGCACUGAAGAAAUUCCGGAGCGGGGACUGUAAGAAGUUGCUCUCCCAGUAUGACUCCUUUUCCACCAAGGAGUUUUUGAUUAAAGAGGGGUAUUUAAGCCCCGGGGCGGUGCAGAUGAUCGGAGACCUCCUGAACGAGGAUUCCGGAUUCCACCUGUCGUUCCUCAACUCUCUCAUGGAGUUUGACAUCUUCUCUCAUGAAGACGGCUUUGAUGAGAUCACAGGAGGGUUCGACCAAUUGCCGCUGGCCUUCCACCGGUCCAUGCCUGGAGUGGUCCACCUCAACUGUACCGUCGAGCAGAUAAUCACUAACGGAGACAGGCUUAGAGUGUAUUACCGCACCCCCGAUACCCUAAGCCCCAGCUCUGUGAAGGCAGACUACGUCCUGGUCACCUCCUCAGCUAAAGCCACACGCCUCAUCCAAUUCAUGCCCCCGCUCUCCUCCAGCAAGGCCCAUGCCCUGCGCUCCAUCCACUACUCCACCGCCACCAAGGUGGUCUUGUCCUGCACCAAAAAGUUCUGGGAGAAGGACGGGAUUCGGGGCGGGCCGUCGGUCACGGAUCACCCAUCCCGGUUCAUCUACUACCCCAACCACGACUUCUCGAGCGGGCGGGAGGUGAUCGUGGCUUCCUACACGUGGAACGAUGACGCGGAGUUCUUCGUGCCCCUGAGUGACGAGAAGUGCAUCGACGUGGUGAUGGAGGAUCUGGCAGAAAUCCAUCAGGUCAGCAAGAAAGAGCUCCAGUACUGCUGUGAUAAACACGUGAUCCAACGGUGGAACCUGGACAAGCAUUCCAUGGGGGCCUACGCCUCCUUCACCCCCUACCAGUUCACCGACUAUUCGGGGCCUCUGUUUCAGAAGGAAGGGAGGGUCCACUUUGCCGGAGAACACACCGCCCAGCCUCACGCCUGGAUCGACACCUCGAUGAAAUCGGCUGUGAGAGCGGCUAGGAACAUCCACAGGGAUAGCCAAGAGUGGCUGAAGCAACUUCAGAAGAAGGUUCCGAAAGUUGAACUUUGAUGACUUCCUGGGUGCUUAGUCAAGGCGUGAAGACACCGGCCACUCGAGGCUGGUCUAUAUGAAAUCUGGAAGUCGAGAUAAGUUAUGCUACUUGAGGUCAGAGGAACAGCUUAACACCACUUAGCAGCUGUGUCUGGUGGGUGAUAGACCCCUACUAAUGUUUUCCUCAUGGCUCCUAGCAUCCCCCAUCACCCAUGGAGUUGGCAUUUUUCUUUCUAGACUGUGGUGUGUCGUUGCCCCUAACACGCUUUACGGAAAUCUGACUACAAAUACACCUAGCUCUGAUAUGCUUUAUGCAAACUACCACUGGGAAACAAUCAUUGGAGAGCUUGUACCCUCUUGAACGUGUCUACAAGGCUAUAAGUUGCGCCGCUCUACGUCCGUUCUGCACUCAAGUUAUUGACGCUUGCAGGAACCGAUGUGUUAUAAGGCCUCCCAUUCUGCGGUCUUGAGUCAUGCCACCAAAAAAACAAACCCAAUUUGCACCAGGGGAAGUCCGCCAUGGGAAAAAAAAUUCCCCGCUUCAAGUUCUUUCGCUGUAAGUCCAAGUUGUUUGGAACGUAUCUUGGGCUUAUAGGAUGCUGGCCUGUAGUCUAUAGAGGGGCAUGUAUCGUUCCUGUAUUUGAAAUGAAAAGUAUGAAGCAUGAACCUGUUGACUAAUCUAGACGUGCUAAGUGAGGGCCAUUGGGAGAACUUAAUGGCCCACUGCUCGGGACAAUGAUCUGUGAAUAGUCUUCCUUGUAAGCCUGGACCACGAUUGGUCCUACAAAGACAUGUGACCCUGCCCCCAGGUUCCAGAAUCCAUCUUGUAGUUUGAACUUUCCCACUGGGGCGAAGGGGGGGAAACUGAACAAGGGGGGGGGUCUAUGUAAGGAGUGGGAUGCACACAAGGAUGGUCAUCAGCUCUCUUCACAAAUGGCUUCCCGCCAGGAGAAGACUCAUGAAAACACCUGGACAGGAAAAGACACUUCUGGCCUGAGAAGGACUUUCCUGGACAGAAGAACUAGGCUGAGAAAUUAUGAUUUGUAAUCGGCUUUCUUGGUGUAUUCGGCUGAGCAGAAGUGUUGGGUUUUAUUUUGCGUAGUAACGUCCUUUGAUUUGUCUGUUACCGCUGGUGUCAAUCCUCCUUGGACGCUUAAUAAAAUCACUUUGG
Pelodiscus sinensis (Chinese soft-shelled turtle) is the source of this 2203-nucleotide messenger RNA. The record is from RefSeq and is a predicted model, not a curated record. Lineage: Eukaryota; Metazoa; Chordata; Testudines; Trionychidae.